Theileria parva strain Muguga is the source of this 1538-nucleotide messenger RNA. RefSeq names its product Thioredoxin family protein. The record is from RefSeq and is a predicted model, not a curated record. The transcript is spliced from 4 exons. The coding region runs from base 257 to 1492 and encodes 411 amino acids. Lineage: Eukaryota; Apicomplexa; Aconoidasida; Piroplasmida; Theileriidae.
UAUGAUCAGAUAUUUUAUUUUAUCAGUAUUUUAUAACAUAGUUUGGUUAUUUUUAUAGUUUCUAUUAAAUGGUUCAGGAAGUUUGUAUUUUAUGUCGGUAAUAGCUAUCCAUUGUAACUGAGGUUAACAUGUGUGUUUAAUAUCACCUAAUAUAUCACAUUUUUGUAGAAUUCCACUAAUAUUAAUUAAGAAUAUAUAAGGAUUUUUGAAGAAUUUCGGCUUUGAAUAAAUUUUACUGAAGAUUUAUAUUAAAACAAUGGCUUGGUCAACUAGGAUUGCUGUCAUUAAUUUAUUAGUCAUAUUAUUCUCAUCUAUUAAUCUAACAGUAGCAAGACAACAUGUUGACCCAAUGCAGCACGAUUUACAAGUUGUAAAUUCAAAAACAUUUACAACGAAUGUUCAACUGGCUCGCCAAACAAAUGUAGUAGGAGCAUAUUUCUAUUCAACAGGAGACACUAACCUAACCUCAACAAUAAAUGAGUUAAACUCAGUAGCUAAGGAAUUGAAAGGGAUGAUUACGGUUGUCGCAGUUAAUUGUACUGACCAUUCACUGAAGAGUCUAUGUAAAAGUGAACUUGGAGAAGAAUACUCAACACCGGCAUUCAAGGUUUAUCCAAAAUUACCGAUGCCUCCAUUUGACUUCAAGAAACCACUUGUUAAAGAAGACGUGAAGAGAGAGCUUUUAAAACACCUGCCAUCUAAUGUGGAGAGGGUAGAGAUUGGAAUGUUGGCGCACUUCAUGACUAAGCAUGAAUUAAUGCCUAAGGUUCUGUUAUUUUCUGACAAGGAGCAUCCUUCAUAUGUGUACAAGGCACUUAGCAAUGCUUUCCAUAAAAAAUUGUUGCUGGGAUUUGUUGACGCUAACAAGCACCCAGAUUUAAAGAAGGAAUACGGUGUUAAGAGUUUGCCAGCGAUGGUUGUCAUUAAACCAAAUGGAAAACCCCAAAAGUAUAAAGGAGAGUUCAAGUACCUCCCAAUGUUCGAGUGGCUGAACGUAAAUGCAGAAGCUUUCUUACUCGGAGGAGGGUAUUCUGAUAAAGGAGACCCGGCAAAAGCUAAACCAUGGAAAUUCGAUAAAGUACCAAAAUUGAAUUUCCUCUCCCAUAAAGAUAUUUGUUUCAACAAAAAUCAGGGAUUCUGUAUCAUUUAUCUGACUGAUUCAGAAUUAAAACCGGGAGAGAAGGAGAUGUUGGUACAUUUGAGUGAAAAAUACACGGGACAAAUUCAUGGAAAGUGGAUGUGGAUGAACCUGUCGGAGGAGAAAGAAUUUGCGGAACUUUUCGAAGCUGUAAAGGUUCUACCCUCGGCAGUAGUGUUUAACCCGAAAAAGAGACUGAGGUACUUCCUCCACGACGGGAAUACAUCAGUAACGAAGAGUUCAAUGGAAAGAAUGCUGGAAAAAAUACUAGGCGGAGACGCAAGAUUCACACCAGUAAACGGAGAUCUCCCCAAAUUCAAUACAGAUGAUCUUUUAACCACAGAAGAAUUGUAAAUUUAUUUAUAAAAAUUGUAAGAUCAAUAUCGAAUGUGUUUGUAAA